AUGUCUAAUUUCAAACGAGCGCCGCAAAAUGGCACGGCGCCAAAGCCGAGUAUUUUAAGCACUUUAAGAGCGACAUCGAUGAUAGAGACGAAAACCGCAUUGCCAGCGGAAAUUCUAGAGUCGAUCCUCAGUUACUUACCAGUGCCGGACCUCCUUCGGUUCGCGAGGACGUCGAAACGAAUGUGUGAAAUGGUUUACGAUGAUACGAGAUGGGUCGCACGGUUAAAGAGCAUGGGAUGCUGGAAUGAGUUGGAAGCUAGGAGGAGAUUUGAAGAGGCAGUGAAAAGAAAACGCGAUGCGGCGGCACGACCAACCGCUAACGGCGGAGCAAACCCGAACGCUGCGAGACAAUCAAGCUUGACUAUAUUUGAUGCUGCCUUAGAAGAAGAGCGUCGAAAGGCUGAGCAAGAGAAGGCUGAGCAGCCUCGAGAAUCAAGACUAGACGGGUUCGAAACAUUAAGUUUGAACUCAUCUCAGCCCAAAUCACCAUAUGAAGACCCGGCUGCACUGCUUGACGUAAUCAAGAACGUUAGAAGUAUACGGGGUCAUGCGAGGCAAGAGUAUGGAAAGGUUUAUGGCGCUCUGGCGCCGUUCUAUUUUGAUCUGGCCCGAGCGAAGACUCAUACCGAACCGAUUGUCUUCAAAGUGUUUCGAGAUCCUGAGAGACAAGCACAAAUGUUGGCUAACUUACAGAUUUUCGGAAAAAGUGAUUGGACCCAGGGUUAUCUGCAGCGAGAAUCCAAGCUCAUCAACAUGAUGACUAUCUUUGAAAGUGCGGUCCUAAGAGAAUUUGAACAGGGUUACGAAUUCUGGGACGUCGACGGCAGAAUGCGGAGGUACGCACACAUCAUGCACACAUUGAACGGUGGUAAUGCGGCCGUGGACCUCUUCAUUCACAAGCAUCCGAUUCUCAAUGAUCGUGCACUCCUAGGUAAUCCGAUGGAGUGCGUUAACACAGUCGCCCACGACGACGUCACACUUGAGCCUUCUCGCCUGUUCUUCGAAUUACUUGCCCAAAAGUUAAACGAGCAGAGCGGCGUGAUUGGCCGCAUCUUUCCACAGCCGGCCGGUGUCUUCUGGGCAUUUGUGGACAAAAUCCGGGAAGAAAUCAUCAUGGAGUACGUCACUCCACUGUUGGACGAAUGCCAUGAUCGAUAUAUGCCCUCCUAUCUAAGAGCAGUAUCUGGCCUAUUUGAACAAUGCAUGCAUUUUAUCAAGUCGUUAGUUCCAUCGAAGGGUUCAGAAGAGAGCCUGGAAGAGCAUGCAAAGUACAUAGCGUUGAGGGUCUUCGAGCCACACCUGGAUCUAUACUUGCAAGAGGAGCUAGAUAGCUUCACGAAGUAUGCCGAGCGCGAAGUUGACGACUGGGAACAGAAGCUUUCAGAGCAGGAUGCUUCAGUUGAAUCAUUUUAUAUGGGCAAUUUCAACCGACAGGCCGACAAGAAUGAUUUCCUAAGUUCCUUCAAGAAAGUUGUCAUGAUGCCGGUUACCGUCUUGCCUAGUGCUAUUUCACCUUUUGGGACUAGUAAACCGGCUUCGACAUCAACUAGUAAUAGGGAUUCCACAAUCAGAUCGUCGGUCAACGGUACACCUGUACCAUCCCGUCCCGAAACACCGGGACUCGGCGGGGCUUCGGAACGGAACGGGAACGGCACCCCUUUACCUUCUGAAGCACCUAACGAUGAACUUAAAGCGAAAGCUGCGCUAAUGGCGAACCGGCUCGAAGGGAUUAGAAGUCUUUUCAGCAUCGAGGUCGCCCUUAGUUUAGUGCGUGCUGCAAAGGAGAGCCUCGGUAGAGCAUCAAAAUUUGUUACGCUAGGCGGUCAGGCCGGCGAAGAAGCCCGGGAGCAAUGCGAAGCAAUGUUUGUGGUGCUGGUCAAAAUCCUUGGCCAAACACACGUUAAGAACGGGUUUUCAAAAGCAGUAGAACACCUUGGCCGCUAUAAUCCCCGUGAGAUAAGCGAUCAUAGCCAGACAGGAGUGGCACCGCUUGUCAUGUUUAUUGAGCUGGUCAAUGUGGGCGAUAUUAUCUCACAGAUGGUAGACGUGUUCUACGAACAGCAGCUUGCAGCGACGAAGAUUGCAGACCGCAACGAUUUUCUCGACCCAGCUGGCCUAGCAAAAAAGAAAUUCGAGCAGAUGUUGGACGAAAUGGUUGCCGCAGGCCUGAACAAAGGUAUAGACGUUUUGAUGGACGAAGUUGAAUAUCUCUGCGCUACAACACAGCUUCCCACUGACUUCAAUCCACUACCACCAUCGCCAGAGGCUACAACACCACCUACCGAUCCUGAUAUUGGACCAACUAUAACAGCCAAACGCGUUACCGAACUCGUAGCUUCUCAUACGAAGAUGCUUGUUGGGAGCACGGAGAAGACCAUGCUCGAUGUGUUUAACAGCGAAGUCGGACUUCGUUUGUUCACUGCCGUUUGCAAGCAUAUUAAACGCCAGCGCAUAAGCACUGACGGCGCGAUCAAACUUAUUGCGGAUAUGACCAUGUAUUUCGAAUAUAUCCGGACGCUCAAGAACCCAGAUCUACUAGCAUAUUUUAAAGCGCUACGAGAGUUAAGCCAGAUCUACCUCAUCGAUGCACGACAUGCCAAAGAAAUGGCAACUAUCAUUGCCGACGGCGAUCGAUUUGGCGGUAUAUUCCGUGCCGAGGAAGUGUAUGAAUUUGCUGAGAGAAGGGCCGACUGGUACCAGGUCAAGAGGGAUGUAGAGAGAGCGAUGUACGGGCUUGAGUGCCAAGUUAUGUAA
Annulohypoxylon truncatum is the source of this 2754-nucleotide messenger RNA. RefSeq names its product exocyst complex component Sec10-like protein. Bases 1 to 2754 code for a protein of 917 amino acids. The record is from RefSeq and is a predicted model, not a curated record. Gene Ontology annotation, cellular component: exocyst; cytoplasm. The transcript has 2 exons. Gene Ontology annotation, biological process: exocytosis; Golgi to plasma membrane transport. Lineage: Eukaryota; Fungi; Ascomycota; Sordariomycetes; Xylariales; Hypoxylaceae. Gene Ontology annotation, molecular function: protein binding.